AGGGCACAGUGCUGGCUCAUGGUCAUCCUGCUGCAUCCAGCUUAUACUGUAGGCCACUGGUAUGUGUCCUACAGCAGUGCAGCAUCCUCCAUAACUAGCUUGACCAGCAGGCCAUCCUGACAAGAAGAUCUCUCUUUAGCCUUUAGUUUUUAGGGACUGCCUAGUCAUAAUAUUAUACUUUUGACCUUUCAAUCUACCCAUUAUGAUGAUACAAAGAAUAAUGAUAAAUGUGUUACUUUGGUCUAUUGUGUGCUUCUAGGAUCAUUAAUAGAAGAAUGCUUUAAAUAAUUACAAUUACUGUGGAAGAGCUGGCACGUUAGCUGAGAACGAUCCAUGAGGAUAGAAGUGAAUUCAUAAAAAUUCCAUCACAAAAAAGGGAGAUAAAUGGUCCCCUCUAUUCUCUUUCUCCCUAUCUCUUUCCAUUAACAAAAGAUAUGAAUGAUUCUGCCUCCAGAAAUACAGGUGUAUAGGUCCAAAAAAAAAAAAAAAAAAAAAAAGAAAAAGAGGAAACUAAACACAUUUAAAGGCAAAGUCGUCAUCAGAUGAUUUGAUGUUAUUUUAAUCCAAGUUUUAAGAAUCUUACUUAAGCUAUGCAUCUCCUAAUGUUGAAAUGUGUAUUAUGCAACAUAUAUGUGCUAUAAUUUGAAAAUAUGCAUGCAAAUGUUGCCUGAACACUUACACAAAACAAAAUUCAUAGCACAUUCAAAAAGGCUAGAAAACUCAUGAAAUUAGAAAGCAGAGUAGAAAAUAACCCUGACUAGAGCUCUAGAAAUGCAGUUUUUAAUAAUAGAAGUUUGGUAAAGCCUUUACUGACCUGUCUAGCUCAUUAAUUAUGUUAAGACUGAUUUCUUACGAAGUUCUGUGCUGCUAUGACUGAAAAUGAAUUAAUUUUCUUCAUGCAGUUAGAAAUCUUUCUUUUUUGCAGCUAGGACAAUCAUUGUUUGGAUUUAGUUCGAGAACAAGAAGAUAACACAUAGGGACAGAUUUAAAGUUUUUAAUUGUUGUUGUCUGGGAGCCAAGGUCUUUCUGAGAUCUCUUUCCACAGGUGUGAGGCAGCCAGGAAUGGGGUCAUGGAUGAGCAGACUUUGCUGGGCAUCCAGACUGAUGAAUUAGAAUUCCAUUUAGCUAUUCCAUUAGCAUCACGCUUCAUAUAUGAGGAGAGUCGAGAUCUUUUGGCUGGGGUCAGAGCCAGGACAGAGCAGGACACAGACCUGUUCUGCUUCUGCUCUGUUUUGGGAGAGUUCUGUUCAGGAGUUUCUUUAGUUUGGCCUUUUGCCAUCCUGCUGUUUUGCAGAAGCCUCUGUGCCUCUCUGUCUUUUUCUCUCUUCUCUCUCUGGGAUCAGUUGUUGAGACCAGGUGCUGCUGCUUGGGACUGGCUGCUCAGUGCGGAUGGAGUCAAUGAGGAAUUUUAUUGAGUUGGAAAGAUGCCAUAAACACCACAAUAAUCAAUUUCAAUAAUGAGAAGAUGCAGAUCACAUGGGCAGCAAGAGAAUUAUUUCCCAGUGAGAAUGUGUCGUUUUCUUACACAUUUGAUGAAGGCACUCACAAAGUUUGGAAGCCAUGUCCAACCUAUUUAUUGGAUCAAGGUUAUAAUUCUGGAUGUCUUUUUAAGACAGAAGGACCCACUCUUGCCAUCUCUAUCAGGAACAACAAUGGAAGUGAAGAGAUUUUUUCUAAAAGAUUAAAAUCUGACUUUUAUAUAAAGCCAAAUCAACCAGAAAAUGUGACUUUCUUCUGGAAGGAGGACACUGUUACUGUAAGCUGUAAUAAACCAGAGAGAGCUGUGAAGUGCUUGAGACUUGAGCUUCAAUACAAAAGCAAGUAUGACAAAGACUGGCAAUCCAGAACUUCUAAAUGUUGCAGUGUUGGAGAACAAGGCUUUGAUCAGAGGAAAUGCUAUUCUUUACGGGUCAGACUGAAGAGACUAGUACCAUACUGCAACGUAGUACAUUACAGCAGUGACUGGGAAGCAGAAACAUUAUGGAUGAAUGGCACAUUAUUAGAUUCAUGUGAUGAUGAUAUAAAAUCUCAGUCAAACACAGUAAUUGUUUUAAGUUGUUUGCUGCCAGUACUUCUAAUGAUACUUAUCCUCUUGAUUCUUCUGUGUAAAUGGCAGAGGCUUCAAAAGUCAGUUAUGCCUGCUAUACCAGAUCCAAAAUAUGUAUUUGUUGAUCUCUUCAAUGAUCAUAAUGGAAACUUCCAGGAAUGGAUAGACAAAACUGAUCAUGCAGUGGUACAAACCAAGCUAGAAUAUGAAGAAACAGAGUGCAUCAUUGAGGCUGAAAGCCAGCAAGAAGACGAGCAGAAUAGCGACAAACAGGGGCCUCAAGAAAAAAUCUUCAAGUUCUCAAGAGCAGCUGAAAAUAAUGAUCCCAAGGCAGCCCAGAUUGCCUGCCUGAUGUCAACAUCCAACACUACAUCUUCUUUUGCUGGGCUCCAGAUUUUAAUGAAAGAUGACAUGUAUGUGAUGUUAUAAAACUUGCAUAAUGCAGAAGGUGUUAGGAAAUUACAUAAAAGACCAUUAUGAGUUUCGGGAGUGGCUGAAUAGAAAAGGUAGUCAUAAGCAGACUCACAUCAAGAAAGACACCAGGCUGUCUUAUCUGGUUUCAGGUCUGUUCUUUCCCAAGCACUUCUGACCACUUGAGCAGUCUCAGUGUUUGAAAUAAACACCUGAAAAUUUACAGAGUUAGGAUUUGUUGUUCUUAUUGGGGUUUACCUCUAAGACUAAACUGAACCCCAUUUUCCUGCCAUGGACAGGAGAGAACAAAGGCUCCUCCACAAUACAUAUUCUCAGACCUGAGACUCAGUCCUUGCACUUCUGGAGUAUGUAGACCAGUGAAAGCUAUGAUGUUAUUCUUCCCAAACGAAAAGGUAAAAUAGAGGUUUUUCAGGUAAUGGAUUUUGUCUCACAAAGAUCAAACCAUAUACUGCUCAUUUUCACAGGGAUGGGAUGCUGCUUUGCAGGCCUCCCUGUGCCUAGAAGUGCUUGCUUUUGUAAGCUGUUUCUCCCAUUGUGAAACUUUGUGAUACACGGAACACAUCAAAAGAAAGAGUAAGCCUCAUGUUAAAGAACAGAAGAGUGAGGAUGUGCAACACUGAGUCAUGUUUUAUUCUGCAACUACUGCUGUGUAGGUGACUUCCUCCAGAACAGCAGGGCUUCUUGGGCCUUCUCUGAGGUCAGGUCCAUCACUGUCUUACAGUCUUUGUGUGACUAAGCAACUUCUAGAAAGCUGAGGUUCAUUUUGAACAAUAUGUCUGAUCAGGACAGUCUUUUAAAUAUAGACUGUUGCGAUAGGACAAGAGGUAAUGGUUUCAAAUUAAAGGAGGGGAGAUUCAGGCAAGACAUGAGGAAGAAAUGUUUUACACUGAGGGUGGUGAAACACUGGCCCAGGUUGCCCAGGGAGGUGGUAGAUGCUCCAUCCCUGGAGACAUUCCAGGCCAGGCUGGACGGGGCUCUGAGCAACCUGAUCUAGUUGAAGAUGUCCCUGCUCAGUGCAGGGGGGUUGGACUAGAUGGCCUUGGAAGGUGUCUUCCAACUCGAACUGUUCUGUGAUUCUUUUAUUUCAAUAUUUAUAUUUAACUGAGUCACAUUUAUUUCAAACUGUUUGUUAGCACACUCAGCAGCUGUAGAUCCAAAUUAGACUUUCUAGUUAUAUUGCAUAUACCAGACUCUUUUUAUCGAACUGUCUUCUAAUAUUUUCUAAACAUCCCAUCUUCUAGAAUGUUUAAUUUUAAAUUUAAAAUGCAAUAUAUUGUGCUAUUAGACCUCAUUAAAAAAAAUCUUGACUAUUCUGUGAGUUUCCCUGUAUUGCUUAUGUUACAUAUUAUUUGACAGCAAAUUUUGUAAAAAUGUUUAAGUGCUAAAAACAUCUAUGAUAUGGUUAAAGUCUUGUAACUAUACUGUGAUUAUAUGUUGAAACAGCUCCUGUUAUUUACCUGGAUAUCAACCACUCAUUAAAAGACUUUAUCAGUUGACUAAGUUUUG
Columba livia (rock pigeon) is the source of this 3985-nucleotide messenger RNA. RefSeq names its product cytokine receptor like factor 2 (gene CRLF2). Gene Ontology annotation, molecular function: protein binding. Lineage: Eukaryota; Metazoa; Chordata; Aves; Columbiformes; Columbidae. The coding region runs from base 1466 to 2476 and encodes 336 amino acids. The record is from RefSeq and is a predicted model, not a curated record. The transcript is spliced from 8 exons.